This is a messenger RNA of Dendrobium catenatum, 1523 nucleotides long. RefSeq names its product probable mannitol dehydrogenase. Gene Ontology annotation, biological process: lignin biosynthetic process. Lineage: Eukaryota; Viridiplantae; Streptophyta; Magnoliopsida; Asparagales; Orchidaceae. The record is from RefSeq and is a predicted model, not a curated record. Gene Ontology annotation, molecular function: cinnamyl-alcohol dehydrogenase activity; zinc ion binding. Bases 150 to 1253 code for a protein of 367 amino acids. The transcript is spliced from 5 exons.
CAGCCCUACCAAACGUACACUUACCGGUGGUCAGGAACGCUAGAAAUUUCUGCACAGCUCGAAGCAGUAACACUUUUAUAUUUAAGAUCUUUUGGUCUACGCCGAGGCUUCUUCAUCUUCGUAGUCGAUCGCAGCGGAGGAGAAAGGGUAUGGCGGAGAUCGAGAACAGGAAGAAGGUGUCGCCGGAGGAGGAGCAUCCCCGUAAGGCAUUCGGGUUGGCGGCGAAGGAUUCAUCCGGCGUGCUCUCCCCCUUCAAUUUCUCCAGAAGGAACAAUGGCGAUAAUGAUGUUACCAUAAAGAUAUUGUACUGUGGUAUUUGUCACACAGAUCUUCACGUCAUCAGGAAUGAGUGGAAAAAUGCUAUCUACCCAGUAGUUCCAGGGCACGAAAUUGUUGGUGUUGUUACAGAAAUUGGGAGCAAUGUUCAAAAGUUUAAAGUAGGAGACAAAGCAGGUGUUGGCUGCUUGGUUGGUUCUUGUCAUUCUUGUGAUGGUUGCGAAAAUAACCUUGAGAAUUACUGCUCAAAGAUGAUAUUAACAUACAAUUCAAUCGACAUAGAUGGGACAAUCACUUAUGGCGGAUAUUCAGAUUUGAUUGUUGUUAGAGAGCAUUUUGUGGUGAAGUUCCCUGAGAGCUUGGCGAUGGACAAGGGCGCGCCACUGUUGUGUGCAGGAAUAACAGUUUACAAUCCCAUGAAGACCUUCAGUCUCGAUGAGCCUGGAAAGCACCUUGGUGUUGUAGGCCUUGGAGGACUUGGCCAUGUUGCAGUCAAAUUUGGCAAGGCUUUUGGAAUGAAGGUCACUGUUAUAAGCACAUCUCUAAAUAAGAAAGAUGAAGCCAUUAAAACUUUGGGAGCUGAUGCGUUUAUAGUUAGCAGCGAUCCUCAGCAGAUGCAGGCUGCAAUGGGCACCAUGGAUGGCAUAAUAAAUACUGUGUCGGCAAAGCACGAUAUAGUGCCAUUGAUCUUUCUCUUGAAGAACCAGGGAAAAAUGAUCAUGGUUGGCGUGCCAGAUCGCCCACUGGAGUUACCCAUCUUCCCCCUAUUAAUGGGAGGGAGGAUUUUGGCUGGUAGUUCCAUUGGUGGAUUGAAACAAACGCAAGAGAUGAUAGAUUUUGCUGCAAAGCACAACAUAACUGCAGACAUCGAGCUCAUCAAAGCUGACUAUGUGAACGAAGCGUUGAACAGGUUGGCUAAGGGUGAUGUGAGAUAUCGAUUUGUGAUCGAUGUGGGUAAUACUUUGACUCCUGCUUGAUAAUUUGAAGGCUGCUUCUCUCUCAUUUGGUAGUCAAUAAAUAACUGUUUUGGUCUAUGAUUCCUGAUAUCUAAUGUAUUUGGCCCCAUUUGUUCUAUGUUCUUGUAUGCAUGCCAUGGGUAUUUGGUCUUUUGUAUCCCUACGUGUGUGAAAUCUACAAUGCUUAUGUGCCCUUUAUUGUUACAUGAUACGAAUUCCCUCUCAUCUGUUAUUUGAGUUUUGUUGGAUGUUUCACUUCAUAUUUUCAAAAAGAUUUUGGUUUUAUGUCUU